AUCACUUGGGAAUUCAGCUAGUAGCAGCAGGAGUGUAAAAAAGAAAGCCCGUGUGCAUUCACCGAUAAAUACUUGAGUCCGGCCGUUGAAAAAGGGAAAUUAGUUUCUUCUGAAAGCACAGAGGCAAGCUGUUGCACUAUGGACCCCAGUAAGUCGAGUGCUCCUCCAGCGGGAUGGUCUGGGUCUGAUGAGAAGACUUCCAUGGGCCACGCGCCCCCUCCGCCCUACCAGGACCAACCGUACCCGGGUUACCCCCAGCCCGGCAUGGCAUACCCACAACAGCAGCAGGGCUAUGCACCACCGCCACAGUAUGGGGGUGCAGGAUAUGGACAACAGCCUUAUCCAGGACAGCAGUUCCCAGGACAACAGGCCACCGUCACUGUCCAGCCCACAGUGUUCGUGACUCAUGGCCCGCUGCUUAACCCAGUUAACGACUACUUGUGCUACUCCAUCUUCACCAUGCUGUGCUGCUGCUUUCCACUUGGAAUUGCUGCCCUCAUCUACUCCAUCUCAGCGCGGGAAUCCAACCACAUUGGGGACCAGCUGGGGGCAGAGCGGAGCAGCAGAAUGGCCCGGACACUGAACCACGUGGGCCUGGGACUCGGCAUCGGUGUCCUCAUUCUCUCCAUUGUCUACGUAGUCGUGUUGGCAUAUUAACCCUUUAAGUCACCUGGGGGCUAAAACGACUUUUUAAAAGUUACUGAUAUAUUAAUCAACAAUAAAAAGCCAUGUAAUCAAUUACUCUUCAGCACUGUAAAGAGUAACCUUUCUAUAUCGCUUUAAUUUCUUCAACAUUAUUUUGUGUUUGGGAUUUUCUUCUAUGUUACCACAUCAAAAGUCAUCAUUUGAACAUCUGUUUAUGACAUUUGAAAUAUUCUUCAACUUCGGCCAGUUUUGCUUCACCAUAUAUAUACAAUACAGGUGUUAUCCAAAGAGUUCCACAUUGUUGUGUUCUAAUAGCAAAUGAUUAUCAGUACACAGUAUGUAGUGCCACAUUUUAUAAUGAGUUGAGUUUUUUGUAGUUUUGCAAUUCAAAGAGAUGUGUUUGAUUGUACAAUGAAUGAAUGAUGUCUGCCCUUUCAAAAGAAUUGUUGUCUGUAAAUGCGCACUAACACCCUCUAACUUUCUUAAUGUUAACAAAGAAUAGCAUUUAAAAAAACAAAACAAGAAUACUUAUAUAAACACAGAAGGAGAAAUUGGCCUUGUUAAGCUCAUGCCGAGCAAAUAAAAGAUGUAUCUGAUCUAAGAGUGCACACUACAAGGUCAUCUACAGAUCAUUUAUACUUGCACCAAAGUCCUCCUUUUACUUCCAGCUGAACAUUAAUGCACAGCUUCACAAAAAAUGAGCAAAAAAUGUAAAAGCGUAGUGUGUUGUGUAUGGCCUGGGGUUUGCAUGUUAUGUACCGUAAUGUCUGAAUGUCAAUUUCUUAACCAAAGCUGGAAAAGGAAGAUUUUUCUGUAUGUCAAAUUUUCUUUAUAAAUAAAGUUAAAGUAUAUUGAGA
This is a messenger RNA of Etheostoma cragini (Arkansas darter), 1502 nucleotides long. RefSeq names its product proline-rich transmembrane protein 1-like. Bases 139 to 657 code for a protein of 172 amino acids. Lineage: Eukaryota; Metazoa; Chordata; Actinopteri; Perciformes; Percidae. The record is from RefSeq and is a predicted model, not a curated record. The transcript is spliced from 3 exons. Gene Ontology annotation, cellular component: membrane.